Molecule: messenger RNA, 1878 nt
Organism: Nematostella vectensis (starlet sea anemone)
Lineage: Eukaryota; Metazoa; Cnidaria; Anthozoa; Actiniaria; Edwardsiidae
Product: monocarboxylate transporter 10
Exons: 5
Coding region: 145-1500 (451 amino acids)
Biological process (GO): transmembrane transport
Molecular function (GO): transmembrane transporter activity
Source: RefSeq, a predicted model, not a curated record
UAAAACAAGAUGGCGGCUGGCAAGGUCAGUUUGGGUUUAACGUCACGUACGCCACUAAGUGACAACAUGAGUUGCUGCUCAGCAGACUCGUUACAAGCCUGAUCGAAUGUUAUCGUCGUCAACAGCAAAGCAAGACAGUAACGCAUGAAGGAUAGAGACCAUACACGAGAUAAAGUGUCGACAUAUUUGAAAACCAUCGACAAGGUAAGGCUUGUAAUGAGAUUGGACAGAAAGUGGUUCGUUUGCAUUGGCGCGUUUGUCAUCCAUUUCGUAGUGGGAGGACUCAUGAACUCUGGAGGCGUCUUGUUGUCAGCCUUGAUUGAUAAGUUUGGAAAACCAAGAGGGGAUACAGCAUGGGUGAGCUCACUGCCUUGUUCAGUAGUCUACUUCUGCGCCCCGAUCAGUACCCAUGUAUGUCAGCGGUAUGGAUGUAGACUGUCAAUCACGUUAGGCCUUCUCUUGUGUAUCAUUGGCCUUGUCAGCUCUGCGUUUGUCACGUCGCUUUACCUGCUCUACUUCACAUAUGGCAUCCUGCUGGGGUCUGGUUGGAGUAUGAUCUACUUCUCUGCGUUCCUUUCUGUAGCGUGGUACUUUAAGGCUUCCCAGCAUGCAUUUGGAAAUGGGAUUGCUACAUCCGGGGGUUCGUUAGGAACCAUGGCGCUUUCUCCCUUGAAUGAGCUGCUUUUCCGAAAAAUUGGUACCAGAUACACCUUCCUGGUAAUGGUCGGAUACUUUGGUGCGCUCCUGCUACCACUUGCAGCAUUUCGACCAAUUCCCACUGAAUAUGAGCCCGUGAGUGUCUCAGCGGCACAAGAACAACCACGACAGCCUCCUGUUCUGAGGAAUUAUGGGUAUAUUGCCCUGGUCUCGUCAAUGUCACUAUUUAUGACGGUCUACUUGGUACCUUACAUCCAUGUGGUUCGCUUCGCGGAAGACCUCGGCGCAUCCAAGCUGAACGCUGCCUUACUUAUCAGCUUCUUAGCCAUCUCCUCGUUCACGGGUCGGAUCGUCUUCGGUCGUAUAUCGGACCUCAAAUGCUGCAAUCGAUUGCGCAUCGUGCAGGUCUCGUUUGUGGUUAUUGGGGCAUCCACUGCACUUCUUUCGAUUGCCCCAUCCUAUCCAUGGAUUGUCGGAUAUGUUAUAGUAUUUGGAUUGUCCGAGGGUUGUUAUAUGGCACUUAACGCUGUAGUGACAUGCGAUGUGGUUGGAAAAGGGAAACUUCCCCAAGCCUUAGGCAUGAGUUAUUUCUUGAUGUCUUUCACACGGACGGUCGGGGCACCCAUAGCGGGUUGGAUGUACGAUGCCAAGAAGUCAUACACGCUGGCAUUCAUCGUAAUGGGUUCGGUCAGUGGGCUAGCCGCCUUUUUAAUGGGAUUUGUACCGACGUUGAAAAGAAUUUCAGAGAAUAACACAUCCAAUAACGUUGAAGUACAGGAGAAGUACGCUACCAUUGAUGGAAUGAAAGGAGUAGUACAGGGACUGGAAAAGUCGAAAUCUUAGAAGAAACGAGCUCGUUGCAUCCACGUGUACGCUAAAUACCAAAGCCUCCCCAAGUGGGCUCUGUACCACUGAAGAUGCCAGAAACAGAGAGUGCGAUAUGGAACCUGUAAAGCGCUCACAUUGGGACCCUUUUUAAGCGGCCGCUUUAUAGAGGUUGACAACUUAGGGUGUAACUUAACUUAAGUUGCCGCCAAACGUCUAAGAUGAUUGAUAUAUGGUUGGUUUACGGCAAAUUUCUGUCUAUAUCAACAGAAACAUUUGUUCACUUUUGUUCUUCUAGGAGGACGGGACGGGAGCGCGAUAAUCAGGGGAACUUUUACAAUUAAACGCAAUGAAAACUGGCAUAAUAAUAAUAAUAAAACUGAAAAUACCUUAAAA